UGUCAAAAAGCUUCUAAAUUGUUUUGGAAACUUUCCAAACUUUCCUGCCGAAAGCAGUCGAUUUAGUCGUGUUAUUUGUGCGUGCAAGAUGUCGAAGAAACCGACGACGGGCCCGGCCCUGCAUAAGGUCAUCAUGGUGGGCAGCGGCGGUGUGGGCAAAUCCGCCCUAACGCUACAGUUCAUGUACGACGAGUUCGUGGAGGACUACGAGCCAACGAAAGCGGACAGCUACCGUAAAAAGGUGGUACUGGAUGGUGAGGAAGUCCAAAUCGAUAUCCUCGAUACGGCGGGCCAGGAAGACUAUGCCGCAAUCCGGGACAAUUAUUUCCGCAGCGGAGAAGGCUUCCUGUGUGUGUUUUCCAUCACGGAGGACGACAGCUUUCAGGCGACUCAGGAAUUCCGGGAACAAAUAUUACGCGUGAAGAACGAUGAAAAUAUUCCAUUUCUGCUGGUGGGCAAUAAAUGCGAUUUGAAUGACAAACGGAAGGUACCGCUAUCGGAGUGUCAAUCCCGUGCCCAACAGUGGGGUGUGCCAUACGUUGAAACAUCGGCUAAAACACGCGAAAACGUGGACAAGGUGUUCUUCGAUCUGAUGCGUCAGAUACGGUCGCGCAAGACGGAAGAUUCCAAGACAACAAACGGUCGCGUUAAAGACAAAUCCAAGCGGCGAAAAAUCAAAUGCAUGCCAUUAUAGAGCCGAAACGUCGGUUUCCUCAUCAUCCCGCACGGUGGAAGCAUUACGAAGCGCGUAACCACCACAAACAGGGCAUACGGCCGUGCUUGCAAGUGGGCAAAUACUCACCCAUCAUACAUCAGGAAUCACAUACAAACUCACGUACGAAACUAAACCGGACGGCCGUACGGUUUCGCGUACGAGAGCGGGCGCUUUAUACGGUGAUUGAGUUACGGAAUGCGUAUUGGUUUCGGUUUUCAUUUCCUUUUGUUGUUGUAGCAAUUAUGCUCUCGCGUCCGCAUCGACACACAACAUGGCACCACACAAAGCAAACAACACACACACAUACAGGCAUCGCUAUUUAGUUACAUUUGUACUUUAAGUGGAAAGGGAUAUGUUCUGGUGCAAUCCCGCGCGAAGUAUAGGAAUGGCAGGCAUAGAAUGGCACUAGCAGAAAUAUCUGCACUGUUAUCAGGAUAUAGGAAUCGAGCAGGGGGAAGCUUACGCACUCAGUCCUGUAGUGCAUAUUGUGACAAAGAAGGUUGGUCCUAUCAACCCGGAAGGUUAGUGUAAGCUUAGUUAUUAAAUGUAAUUUCUCCUCGUACAUUCACCGUAAGCUACCAUUUAUGAGGUAUUGUUUGUUUGUUUGUUUGUUUAUUUUUUUAAGACCACACUGAUCCAUCAGUGCGUGUCCUGUAAGUGUAAGAUCAUGGGACUGUAAUCAGGAGCCACAAAACAAAUAGAUAACAACAGACGAAAGAAUGGAUGGUUCAUCUAAUGAUUUACGCAUUCUGUUCAUUAUCCAUUAUCCAAUGCUUAAGAUGCAAAAGUGAUGAGCUGUGAAUAUACUCGAUCGAUCGCUCUCUUUCGCUCCCUCUGUGACGCUUUCCGUAAUAUGCACGUGUGCUUCUUUAGCAAAUCUCAAUUUCGGUGGCAUUGCAUUUUGCAAAACGUUUCGCAACGCUAGACUGCACUAUUCCCAGGCGCGGCACGGAAACACGGUGCCUCGAAACCAGUGUGCGGUGAAUCGGAUUCAGAUCUUUGACUGGAUUGAGCUGGAGGAAUGAAUCUGAAUCUCUAUUUUGGAGACUCAUGGGUUCAGAAAGAUUCAUGAAACCUGUGCGCUUCAUGAAUGCUAAUAGAUUCAAGAAUUCUCAUAGAUCCAUGAGCCACCAAAGAUGAAUGAGUCCUCAACGAUACAUGUAUUCUUGUAGAAGAGGAACCUUCAUCCUUAGUCUAGAAUCGAUGAGAAUUCCUGUUAUCUUAUAAGAGUGGACUCCUCACUGAAGAUUCAGAUGAAUGAUUCAUUUCAAAAGAUUCACUAAGCACAACACUACUCGAAACGGUUGGUGGUACAUCGGUCAAGCCCCCCACACGCUUACACGCGCUGUUGUGCGAUGUUUAGUGCGCAAUAGGGUUGGGAAUGCAACAGUUUGGCAUUAUACCACAGUUUAGUUUAAUCGUACGCAAUUAAAUUCACACGGCUGCAUAUGUGUCAUGUUUGCUGUUCGUUAACAAACUAAUAAUAAAACCAAACGAAAAACAUAUUCACGCAAUUAUCAGGGACGGAUCUAUUCCUAACAAAUGCAAAAGCUUAUGUGGUUCUAUUAUGUAUGCAAAAAACACAAAAGAGACCAGCAAAAACAAUGCUUUAGUAAUUUUAGAUAAUUUAAAUGUUUAUUGCAAAACGAGUGUGUGUGUGUGUGUGUUUGUAUAUUUGUUUGUGUUUGGUUUUGUGAGCAUAAUUUUUAAAUCGUCUCGGUUUUCUUGCCUUUUCCAUUCUUUUGUAACGAAAACAAAAACCACAUCUCUCCCUUACAUUACCAUGCGGAUUUUCGCGCGACUCCACGAUCUCUCCGGGUGUGCACGUUCGGUGGGGAAAACGCCCCCUUGUUUGCUUUGCAGAUCUUUUACGAUCUGAUACGGGACAUCUCGAACAGAAAGAAACAAAGCCAAAGCACGGUCCCGCAGCCAAACCGGGACAAGAAGGGCUGCUGCAGGAUCCUUUGAGCGGAAGCAGGGAAAGGACAUCCUUCCUCAGGCGCGCCUCCUGCCCAAAACCAGCCCUCUCCUUCUAUUUACCGUGUAUUCCUCGCCGAGACUUCUCUCCCCCCCCCAAGCCGAGCCCGAGCUGCCACUCAUCGUUUUAAAGCGGUUAGGAAAGAUAUUAUAAGUUAGGGAAAACGGAAGGUUCAAGCAAAGGGAAAGAAACAGCUUGAACGAUCCAUACCCCUAAAUGCACACACUAGGGGCGGGUGUUGGCAUCGCAGUGCGAACAUUGUUCACCACACACAAAACACACACGACGGGCACCAAAUUAAUGUAAGAACGCAUGAAAAGCUUUUCCUUUGUUUACGUUAAGGUAUUCGGUUUUUUUUUAAUUUGCCUGUUUUUAUUCCCUCCGUUCAUUAACGAGCGAUUUACAUUCACGCCGCGACCAUGAAAGCGAGAGGUAACAGCAGCAAGCCCAAGUCCUACAUCGUGUUUCGUCAGACGAAACCGAUGCGAGGAAGGAUAUUCCGUUUCGGGAUGUAUUAGAUCGGUCAGUGCGGAACUUUAUGUAUUAGAUAUUAUGGUGCAAAACGUAUAAUAGAGUAGAUUCGGUUUCCCCUAUAUUAGUACUAUCGUUUGCAGGGCGAAAAAGUAUAAGCUAUACAUUACGUUUUAUCGUUCCUUCCCACUACGCAUAUGGCCUCAAAGAUAGCGAAGCAUAGUUUAACUUUUAUCUGCUGCUUACUAUUUAUUAGACAAUACACAAUACUGUGCGCGCGUGCACUCUGGAAGAUCGGAAUCGGACCGAGGAGAGCAUAAGUGUUUUGUUGUUUCUUUGUGUAAGGAUCGCAACAAAAAAAAAGGAAUUUCGCGUUACUAGCCGAGUAA
Messenger RNA from Anopheles moucheti, 3553 nucleotides. RefSeq names its product ras-related protein Ral-a (gene Rala). Gene Ontology annotation, biological process: Ras protein signal transduction. Bases 89 to 694 code for a protein of 201 amino acids. The record is from RefSeq and is a predicted model, not a curated record. Gene Ontology annotation, cellular component: plasma membrane. Gene Ontology annotation, molecular function: GDP binding; GTPase activity; GTP binding. NCBI's taxonomy places the organism in Eukaryota, Metazoa, Arthropoda, Insecta, Diptera, Culicidae. The transcript has 4 exons.